CUCUAAUAUCUCACAUAUCAAUAAUUCAGACCGGCUGCAAGCAGACGCUACGCUAUGCAUUUCCACUCCGCUCAGCCUUGGCAGGGGGCGCGUCGUACACUUCUGGGGUCAUUUCACUCAGCCUUAAAGUAAAUCGAGGGGAGGCAUUAGUGGUGGGACACAACACCGUAUUUUUUAUUUGGUGCGGAAACUUUAUCAAUACUCCUUCAAAAACUGGAUCGGAGCGUAAUCGGGGGAUAAGGGGAUUAGAAGAAGGACUUCAGCAGGAAUUGUCCAGCAGCUCGAAAGUCGUCAUGUUAGAAAUUGUCGUGGCUGUGGUGUGGAUGGCUGGAGUGGUGUGCGGGCAGAAUGAAACAGAACCUAUAGUGUUAGAAGGCAAGUGUCUAGUGGUUUGUGACUCCAAUCCAGCGUCCGAUCCAACUGGGACAGCUUUGGGCAUCUCGGUUCGGUCUGGCAGUGCCAAGGUGGCGUUUUCUGCUGUUAGGAACAAUAACCACGAACCGUCGGAAAUGAGCAACAGAACCAUGAUCAUCUACUUCGAUCAGACUUUAGUGAACGUUGGGAACAACUUCGACUCCGAGAGAAGUACAUUUAUUGCUCCAAGAAAAGGGAUUUACAGUUUUAAUUUUCACGUGGUCAAAGUGUACAAUCGGCAAACAAUUCAGGUAAGUCUCAUGCUGAAUGGAUGGCCAGUAAUCUCGGCCUUUGCAGGCGAUCAAGAUGUCACAAGAGAAGCUGCCAGCAAUGGAGUCCUGAUUCAGAUGGAGAAAGGAGACCGAGCUUACUUAAAACUAGAGAAAGGAAACUUAAUGGGUGGCUGGAAGUUUUCUACAUUUUCUGGAUUUCUGGUAUUCCCUCUUUAAAUGACUGAUUGGGACGCAGAAAUGCCAGUUUUGGGGACAUUAGAAUGACAAGCAGCUGCACAAGAGCUCUGGACAACAAACUUUUAUACAAUUUACAAAGAGUCUCGCGCUCAGAUCUGCUUAUAGGCCUGUCUAUGUCCGCUUUGAGGCAUACUGUAUUUUGUUGCAGCCAAAGGCCACAUCGUGUAAUAAUUCAUUAGAAUAAUUGUUUACAAAUUGUUUCCAGUACUUGGAAUACAUUCUUUUGGGGUGCAUUUAUGUUAAUUUUAAACUAUAUAACCAUUUAAAAAUGCUGCUUAUUUUAUUUUUAAUAUAAUUAACCUAAGUUUUAGCUAGGUCUGUACUGAAAAAUGAAUUCCUAAGUAUAUUGUGCCACGAAGAAAGAGUCAGAAGAAAGAACAUUUUUGUAAGAUAAUGAUUGCAUUUUGAAAAUGCAUACUUUAAAGCUAACCACAGGAAAAUAAUUUCUUGCUUCUUGUACGUAACUAGGGAUGACUGCGGGAUUUCGGGCUGAUGGACGUUUUUAUGCUUGGUGUUUUAAACCUUGUUAAUAUGCCCAUACGGAUCGCCAUAAAUUAUACUGAAAUUUUAUGAUAAUGUAAUAUAUGUGUGAAUAUUUACAUUGAAUUUUACUUUACUUUACUGCAAUUAAAACUGGCUUUUAUUUUUCUUAAA
This is a messenger RNA of Protopterus annectens (West African lungfish), 1538 nucleotides long. It is a transcript of the gene CBLN1, whose product is annotated as cerebellin 1 precursor. The record is from RefSeq and is a predicted model, not a curated record. The transcript has 3 exons. The coding region runs from base 294 to 863 and encodes 189 amino acids. Gene Ontology annotation, cellular component: glutamatergic synapse; synaptic cleft. Gene Ontology annotation, molecular function: protein binding. Lineage: Eukaryota; Metazoa; Chordata; Ceratodontiformes; Protopteridae.